AUGGCAUUCACCGGUCGACCUAUUCGCAUUGCAGGUGCAUCGGGCUCUGCUUCAGACCGUCGCCAUGCUAUUGCUGAAUUUGCACGGCAUUACCCGACGGACCCCGUCGAUGUGAUUAUCGCGGAUUUCAUGAGCGAGUUCAAUAUGGCUACCGCUGCUGGUCGGCGUGUGGACCAGGGAACUAUCGCUGAUGGCGCUGCUGCCGGGGCACCGCCGGCUUAUGACCUUUCGUUUUUGGAGGCGUUAGAACCGGCGUUGGAGGAUUUGGCCAAGUAUGGGAUUAAAUUGACUGUCAAUGCUGGUGUCACGGAUACGAAGGGGUUGUAUGAGGUUGUUAUGAAAAUGGUACAGGCAAAGGGGUUGGAUUUGAAGGUUGCCUGGGUUUCUGGUGAUGAAGUACUACCGGCCAUUCAACAGUCUCUUACCGGCGGAAAGUCUGAAUUCCGCAAUAUUUACACGGGCGAGAAAUUAGCCGACUGGUCCUUUGAACCCAUCUAUGCCCAGUGUUAUCUAGGCGGGCUGGGAAUUGCAGCAGCCUUGGCCGAGGGUGCAGACAUCGUCCUUUGCGGUCGAGUUUCAGAUGCCUCCCCCGUAAUUGGUGCCGCCUAUUGGUAUCACGGCUGGCAGCGUCAUGAACUGGAUAAAUUGGCCAAUGCAUUCGUUGCUGGCCAUUUGAUCGAGUGCAGUAACUAUGUCUGCGGUGGCAACUUUACCGGUUUCAAAGAACUGGAGCAUGGCGGUGAUGGCUGGGCUAAUAUUGGCUAUCCCAUCGCUGAGAUCUCUGCCGAGGGUGAUGUUGUCAUUACCAAACAAGCGCAUUCUACUGGUGGUGCUGUCACGGUUGAUACGUGCACCUCACAGUUACUGUACGAGAUCCAAGGACCUUGGUACUACAACUCCGAUGUCACUGCUGUCCUGGAUGGUAUCCAUUUCGAACAGAGGGGUAUCAAUCGAGUCGCCGUGCAUGGCGUUCGCUCUGGGGCUCCGCCUCCAACCACCAAGGUAGGCAUCACAGCCCGUGGUGGAUUCCAGGCCGAAGCAUGGUGGUUCUUGACCGGAUUGGAUAUCGAGGCAAAGGCACGCAUGUUGGAAGUACAGAUCCGUCACCUUCUUGCUCCAUUCUCUGAUCGUUACACUUCCUUGAAGUUUGACCUGCUGGGCUCUUCAUUAUCAGAUGCACCUGACCAAAACCGUGCUACUGCGCCCUUCCGGAUCGUAGUGCAAGCAAAGCGGGCAGAGGACCUUGCACCUACGCGGUUCUUAAAGCCUAUUACCGAUAAUAUUAUGCAGGGCUACCCCGGAGCUACUUUCCACUUGGAUCUACGUCAGGGAUUCCCGCGGGCUAUCUUCGAGUAUUAUGUGACGUUGUUGCCUCAGAGUGCCGUUCAGCAUCGGGUCCAUUUGCCCUGGAAGCCUACGGCCAAGACGCAAGUCCUUGAUAUCGCCCCUCCACCAGUGACCAAGACGUAUCCGGCUCAACAACCAUCGCAGGCAGUCACUAGUAAUGACAAUCCGGUGAACAUCAAGAAUGACUUUGGCCCCACCGUCCGAGGUCCCCUCGGAUGGAUUGUGCACGCCCGCUCCGGUGACAAAGGAUCGGAUGCGAACUGUGGCUUCUGGGUUCGACACCGCGACGAGUAUCUAUGGCUGAGAUCAUUACUCUCGGUUGAUACAGCCCGUCAGCUCUUGGGAGGUAGCCAUCCUGGCAUGGAGAUUGAUCGAUUCGAGCUACCGGGUCUUCAGGCUGUGCAUUUCUUGUUUAAGAACCACCUAGAUCGCGGAGUUGGGGUUACCACGACGGUAGACUUUUUGGGGAAGAACGUGGCGGAAUACUUGCGGAGCCGACAUGUCGAUCUUCCCGUGCGGUUCUUGAAUCGGGGGAAGCUUUAG
Penicillium cataractarum is the source of this 1890-nucleotide messenger RNA. Its product is annotated as acyclic terpene utilization AtuA family protein. The coding region runs from base 1 to 1890 and encodes 629 amino acids. The record is from RefSeq and is a predicted model, not a curated record. Lineage: Eukaryota; Fungi; Ascomycota; Eurotiomycetes; Eurotiales; Aspergillaceae. The transcript is spliced from 3 exons.